Molecule: messenger RNA, 3930 nt
Organism: Mustela lutreola (European mink)
Lineage: Eukaryota; Metazoa; Chordata; Mammalia; Carnivora; Mustelidae
Gene: PAICS
Product: phosphoribosylaminoimidazole carboxylase and phosphoribosylaminoimidazolesuccinocarboxamide synthase
Exons: 16
Coding region: 16-2613 (865 amino acids)
Biological process (GO): 'de novo' IMP biosynthetic process
Molecular function (GO): phosphoribosylaminoimidazolesuccinocarboxamide synthase activity
Source: RefSeq, a predicted model, not a curated record
CAGGUCACUUUCAACAUGGAGAGUGGAGCAGGAAAGCACUGGACUGAAGAAGAGGUUAAAGCUUUGCUAAGUGUCUGGGCAGAAAAAAAUAUACGAAAACAACUUUAUGGAACCCUGAGAAAUAAAGGAAUAUUUAUUUACAUUGCUAAAAGGCUGCAAGCACUAGGAGUAUACAGAGAUUGGAAACAGUGCCGGGCAAAGUACAAAAAUCUCAAAUAUGAAUACAGAACAGUUAAAUAUGCCCAUAACUCUGGAGACAGCUCUAAAACUAUGAAGUUCUUCCAUGAUCUGGAUGCGAUCCUGCAGUAUGAACCUGCCACACAAUUAAGAGAGGAAGAUGCAAAUGACAGGUGCCUGGCAACGCUGAGCCAAAGUGCAGCUCCAGGGACCACUGAAGGCAACAUGUCAGUUACAUUAGAAGAUAAAGAAGACCUCUCAGGAAAUCCUUUACUUUUGGUUUCUCAUAUCAGACCAAUGGAACUAGGAAACUCUACAUCAUUUAUGGAACCCUGUAUUAAUUCACCUUUUAUUCCAACUAUAGCAAAUGAAGGAGGAAAACACUGGACUGUACCAGAAGUCAGGGCUCUAAUUGGCAUCUGGUCUGAUAUAAGUAUACAACAACAACUAGAAGGAACAGUGAGAAAUAAAAGGAUAUUUGAACAAAUUGCUGCCAAGCUUCAGAAAUUUGGAAUAGAAAGAGACUGGAAACAGUGCAGAACAAAGUAUAAAAACUUAAAACAUGAAUAUAAGAUUGUAAGAAUGGCUCAAGACCAAGGCAUAACUAAGAGUAUGAAAUUUUUUACGGAGUUGGAUGCUAUUUUGGGACACAAUAAAACAGAGAAAUCACAACAACAGGAAUUCCAAGAUGAAAAACAAGCCAACGGAUGUGCCAAUGUAAAAACAGAAGAGAAUCGGACAGUCAUUGCUGGAGAUGCGGCUGAAGAUGACUUUUUUGGUCAUAUGUCAGAAGACCUAAGAGAGGGAGAUGUAAAACAAAGUCCUGCUACAGAGGAAGAUACCAUAAGUACAGUCUCAGAAGACGUGGGCGGCCCCAAAGCACCACAAAGUAUCACUGUGUCAGAAUUAUUUGAAGGUCAUACCAAAAACCCAAGAACUUUGAGCGUCAAAAGAAAAGCACACGAAGAUGGACCAGUGUCUGUAUCUCUUAAGAAAACCGCUCCUGAGAUCACUGCAAAUGGGUUUCCUCAAUGUGUAACAGAACGGAAAGAUUCUACAGAAUGUUUCUACAGACAGGAAACCCCAUACGCGAUCCAAUUUCAUCAGAGUCUUUCCUCUCUUCCCGGCGCGGCCGCUGCCCCCAGCCCACGCAGAAUAAUGGCGACAGCUGAGGUACUGAAUAUUGGUAAGAAACUCUAUGAGGGUAAAACAAAAGAAGUUUAUGAAUUGCCAGAUAGUCCAGGAAAAGUCCUCCUGCAGUCCAAGGACCAGAUAACAGCAGGAAAUGCAGCCAGAAAGAAUCAUCUGGAAGGAAAAGCUGCAAUCUCAAAUAAAACUACCAGUUGUAUUUUUCAGUUGUUAAAGGAAGCAGGUAUCAAAACUGCUUUCACCAGAAAAUGUGGGGAGACAGCUUUCAUUGCACCUAAGUGUGAAAUGAUUCCAAUUGAAUGGGUCUGUAGAAGAAUAGCAACUGGUUCUUUUCUCAAAAGAAAUCCUGGUGUCAAGGAGGGAUAUAAGUUCUACCCACCUAAAGUGGAGCUGUUUUUCAAGGAUGAUGCCAACAAUGAUCCACAGUGGUCUGAGGAACAGCUAAUUGCUGCAAAAUUUUGCUUUGCUGGACUUGUUAUAGGCCAGACUGAAGUGGAUAUCAUGAAUCAUGCUACACAGGCUAUUUUUGAAAUAUUGGAGAAAGCCUGGUUGCCGCAGAACUGUACAUUGGUUGAUAUGAAGAUUGAAUUUGGUGUUGAUAUAACCACCAAAGAGAUUGUUCUUGCUGAUGUUAUUGAUAAUGAUUCCUGGAGACUCUGGCCAUCAGGAGAUCGAAGCCAACAGAAAGAUAAACAGUCAUAUCGUGACCUAAAGGAAGUAACUCCCGAAGGGCUCCAGAUGGUGAAGAAAAACUUUGAGUGGGUUGCAGAAAGAGUGGAGUUGCUUCUGAAAUCAGAAAGCCAGUGCAGAGUUGUAGUAUUGAUGGGCUCAACUUCUGAUCUCAGUCACUGUGAAAAAAUAAAGAAGGCUUGUGGAAAUUUUGGCAUUCCAUGUGAACUUCGGGUAACAUCUGCCCAUAAAGGGCCAGAUGAAACUCUGAGGAUUAAAGCAGAAUAUGAAGGGGAUGGCAUUCCUACUGUAUUUGUGGCAGUGGCAGGCAGAAGCAAUGGUUUAGGACCAGUGAUGUCCGGUAAUACCGCAUACCCAGUUAUCAGCUGCCCUCCACUCACUCCAGACUGGGGAGCUCAGGAUGUGUGGUCUUCUCUUCGACUACCCAGUGGUCUUGGCUGUUCAACCAUACUUUCUCCAGAAGGAUCAGCUCAGUUUGCUGCUCAGAUAUUUGGAUUAAACAACCAUUUGGUAUGGGCUAAGCUGCGAGCAAGUAUAUUGAACACAUGGAUUUCCUUGAAGCAGGCUGACAAGAAAAUCCGAGAGGGCAAUUUGUAAAACAUUGCUUCUUUUUUUAUUUUUUUUUUUUUUUAAGAAAAACUUUACAUUUCUUGUUUAGUUUCAGAAAAAGAUCAAGGUGAAAGUUUUUAAAUCAAAACAAUAAAAUUUACUAGUGAAUAAGUGCUUCUCUAGAUUGAUGGAUCAGUAGACUCUAUGGACAUAUUAAUAUUUCUUUAUAGGAAGUGAAAUUACUAUAAGGACACUUUUAAAAUCUCUUAGCUACUGUAUGGUCACAAGUAGUUAACCAAUACAUUUCUUAAUUGCUAAUAAUGUCCUAUUAUAGAGCUCUAAACUACUAUUUGACCAUCUGUAUCUCAACCCGUAAGUUCUAAAAAGUUAAAAUGUUUGUAUCUUAGAUAAGAGCAAUAUAGUCCUCUUUUACAUUAUGAUCUUUACAAAAUCCUAAGGGUGUGGUGUUUUAUUUGCAGUCAGUAUCUCAAAAUAGAUGUGUAUUUAUCCCCACCUAUAGACCAAGAUGCUGUUUUGUUCUGCAUUUAUUUGUUUGUUUAGAGUUGAUAUGGGUAUUGGGAGUAGGGAAGACACAUGAAAUAAGAUGAAGGGAUACUGUGGAAACCAUAAAUAGGAGCCUUUUCCGAGAGCUGCUCUGAUGGAUGUCAGGGCAAUUUCCCACGGAGAAAAAAAAAAGGUACAGUCAUCUUUGUCAUUCCAGAUGAAAGAAUUGGUAAAUCUUACUUAGCUAUAAUGGGUACCUCUGUGGAUCAUAAAAUUCUUUUAAUUCUGAUAAUACAUGUUUUAGCAAAACUAACAGUCCUCAGCCUACCACAAUUUUCCAAAAUUGGAAUCUCCUAGUUGAUAACCAUACUAGUUUCUUUCUUAUAACAGCGUAAGUGUGGGCAGGGUACCCAGUAAGAUUCACCUCUAAAAGAGCGAUUGUUACCAAGAGGUGUUAAUAGUUCAUCAUCAAUCUAUAAAUCAUGUUUGGAAAUCACUGAGGACUUUUUUUAUAGAUCACUAAACUCUAAUCUGAAUGUCUAUGAACCCCUUAAACUACCAUGUAGAAUUUUAUGUAUGUGUUUGCUUUUGUGGAAAGGGGGCAAUCAUGGUCUUUAUCCAAGGGAUUAAAAAUGUUAAGAAUUUGUGCUGUAGGGAUGCCUGGGUGGUUAAUUUGGUUAAGUGUCUGCCUUCAGCUCAGGCAGUGAUCCCAGCGUCCUGGCAUUGAGUCCUGUAUCAGGCUCCUUGCUCAGCAGGGAAACCGCUUCUCCCUCGGCCUGCUGCUCCCCCUGCUUGUGCUCACUCUGCCUCUUUUUCUCUGACAAAUAAAUAAAAUCUUUAAAAAAAAAAAAAAAAAAAAAA